This is a messenger RNA of Adineta steineri, 1671 nucleotides long. The record is from the annotation of a GenBank genome assembly. NCBI's taxonomy places the organism in Eukaryota, Metazoa, Rotifera, Eurotatoria, Adinetida, Adinetidae.
AUGUUUGCUAAACAAUCACAUUUAACUAUGCCACCACCUCUUUGGCUACAUGUUGAUGGUGUUAGUUUACCAACAGAUAUACAUCACUAUCAAUCAUCAGUUCGUUCAUAUGAUUAUCAAACAAAACAUUUACAAAGUCCAGCACAAUCUCCACCACCACCAUUGAUAUCACCAACAACAAAUCAUUCUUAUAGUUUAUCAGUGAUUGAUGGACCAUUUAAUCAUAAUAAUACAAGUAAACAGCAGAAAAUAUUAGAAAAUCUUGAUGGGCCAAAAAAACUUUUUAAAGAUAGACAAAUUAAAAAAGUUAAAUCAUUAUCAGGUUUAAUUAAAGGAACUGCUUUAUCACGUCAAACAUCUCAAACAUCAGCAUUCACAAGUCCAGCACCAUCAGCUAUAUCAAUACAAACUCUUCAAGAUGAUCAACUUCCUAUUGUUACACUUGAUCAUAGUGAUGAUGGUCUUCCAUUAUCUCAUACAAAUGAACAACAAAAUGAAAUUCGUCGUCCACGCGUUUAUUUUUCUGAUUAUAAUAAAAUUCAAUUUAUUGAAGAUAAUGAUGAAAUAUCUCAACAACAUCAAAUACCUAUUAAUGAUGAACCUCGACAAUCUCGAAUUCGUUUACCAUCAAAAAAAUCCUUAAAUACAAAUCCGAUUACUCAUACGACACCAUCAAUUCAACGAGCACAAACACGUCAAAAUCUUACUGGUCCAACAUCUCGUCAAACAUAUCAACAAACUGGACAAGAUUCAUCUACGAAGAAACAACAAUCACAUGCGACACCACGUACACAACAAUCUCAUAUAACAAAUUUACCUGAUAUACUUAGUCAAUCAAUACCAAAUGAAAUAUCAACACAUGAAACAUAUACUUUACAACGUGAAAAACCUAUAAAUCGUUUAUUAAAAUCAACUCAUGAUGCACCAAAUAAUUUAGCAUUUGAAAUUUCUUCUGAAACAACACAUAAUAGUAAUGCUCAUUAUUCAUCCAUUCAAGAUUCUUCUACUGAUAGUCAUAAAUCUGAUAUAAGUGAUAGUGAUAAUGGACAAUUACAUAUUGGAAAUUCACCAUUAUCUUCAUCAACACAACGACAACGUUCAUUACUUCGUUCAAUUUCACUUCGACAACAAUUUGUUUCACCAACGAAAUUAAAAUCAACCGAUAAUUCAUCAUCAGCAACAACAACAACAACAAAUACGAAUUAUAAUCAUCAACAAAUGAGUAAAUCAUUACCAAAUGCACAACGAUCAACUUCACUUAAAAUUACAACUACACGUAUACAUAAUAACAAUAAUAAUAAUAAUGAUGAUCUACAUACCAAUGGACCUUUAUUAACAGUAGAUAAACGAUCUAUAAGUGAUAAUGAAUCAAAUAAACAAUUAAAACGUUCUUAUGUUAUUCAUUAUAAUUCGAAAAAGCCACUUGGAGCAAGUACAGCAAAUUAUUCUCAUGUACCAAAUCGUCAUUCAAAUAAAUCACAUACAAAUGAAAUAACACAAGAAAAUUUUCAAAAUUUAUUAACUAUUGUUCAACCACCCUAUGCUGCAAAUACCGGUACUACAACAAAUAAAUCUACAAUGUCAACAAGUGAAGAUAUUCGUUCAUCACGUAGAUCAAGUCUACGUGCACCACUUGAAUUUAAUCAUACAUCAAAUACAAUUACUGUUUAA